Messenger RNA from Drosophila subpulchrella, 860 nucleotides. RefSeq names its product protein late bloomer. The coding region runs from base 104 to 751 and encodes 215 amino acids. The transcript is spliced from 5 exons. NCBI's taxonomy places the organism in Eukaryota, Metazoa, Arthropoda, Insecta, Diptera, Drosophilidae. Gene Ontology annotation, cellular component: membrane. The record is from RefSeq and is a predicted model, not a curated record.
UUCAGGCUGCUUCGUUCUUCCAACAGAUUCUAAUCUUUGGGAUUUUUAGUUGUUCAGUUAAGUUAUUUUCCAAACCCAAGAAAAGCUUAUCCGCUGGCUAAACAUGGGUUGCACUACUGGUUGCGUUAAGUGUUUUCUCAACACCCUCAAUACUCUGAAUGCGCUUUCGGGUCUAUUGCUGAUAGCCAUUGCUACGCUUGCCCUCUCGAAAGCCCCUCUUGCUUACAUCGUAUUCCUAUAUGGACUGGGCGGCGUUAUCUUCGUCUCGGCAAUUCUGGGAUGCUGUGGAAUCUGCCAGGAGAACGUGUGCAUGACCGCAACGUACGGAUUCUUACUGUUGGGCCAACUGAUAAUUAGCUUGCUGGGCAUUUUCUGCUUUAAAUUUAGUAAGGAAUACAUUGAGAAGUUCGCCAAAGAGGAGGUUCAGGUAAAAUGGAACGAGGAGCUGGUGGAACCCGGUGCAAUGGACAUUUACCAGACAUUGUAUGAGUGUUGUGGACGUGAUAGCCCCGAUGACUACGUGGUCAUCGGCCGGGAAACCUUGCCUUCAAGCUGUUAUCCCCAGGGGAAUACCCAGGAGAUCCCCUAUCAAGAUGGAUGCGCCCUGAAAACCAGUCAGGACUUUGUGGAUCUUUUCAGCUAUUCAAACGACUCCAACUGGAUGGCAGUGGUCAUUACUGUUCUCAUGGUGUUUGGUGCCUUUUAUUUGGUCGGACGAUUCCGCAAACAGCGCAUUCGCUACAGCUACUAAAGACUGAUUUCGGAUUAGGUCGAAAAUAAGGCAUUUGGAAUCCAUUGUAUCCUUUGUAAUUUUAUACGAACUUCAGAGAAGUAAUAAUAACAUCAUACAUAUAUACCUA